Molecule: messenger RNA, 1154 nt
Organism: Gavialis gangeticus (Gharial)
Lineage: Eukaryota; Metazoa; Chordata; Crocodylia; Gavialidae
Gene: DENND2D
Product: DENN domain containing 2D
Exons: 6
Coding region: 1-663 (220 amino acids)
Cellular component (GO): nucleoplasm; cytosol
Source: RefSeq, a predicted model, not a curated record
AUGGGGGUGCCACAUCUGUAUUGUAAUUGGAUCCUUUGUUUGCUCUGCAGUGUCUUAUCCCAGUGCAUCCAUGCCGUGGCGGCCCUGCUCUACCCCUUCACCUGGGCGCACACCUACAUCCCUGUGGUUCCUGAAUGCUUGAUCGACACUGUGUGUUGCCCCACUCCCUUCAUGGUCGGAGUCCAGAUACACCACCUGCAGCAGGUUCAGGAUCAGCCUAUGGAGGAGGUUCUGCUGGUCAACUUGGUUGAAGGAAAGAUCUUGAACUCGGUUGGGGAUGAAGAGGAGGUAUUGCCUGCUAAGCUGCAGAGUGAGAUGCUGACAUCUUUGGAUAGACACAACAGCAACAACAACGUACAGACCUCUGAACAAGUGAACGCUCAGGUUUCGGAGUGUUUUGUGCACUUCUUUGUCCGAACUGUUGGCCACUAUGCAGCGUACAUCAAAUGGAGCAAGAGCGGGCAGGGCACCCUGCAGGAGCGAGCGUUCUGUAAAGCCAUCACCUCCAAGUCCUGCCGCAAGUUUGUGAAAAAAUUUGUGAAGACGCAGAUGUUUUCCUUGUUUAUCCAGGAAGCAGAAAGGAGCAGAGCAACCCAAGAAGGGUGCUACUUCCAGCAGAAAAUAACUGAAUAUCAAGAACAAAAGAAACGGAGAAAUUCCUGAACUACUGCUCUUAAAGAGAGGAGCCUGGCUGGGCAGAUUGCUGCCUGUAGCUGUACUCUAUUUGGACUGAGCAAACAGCUCUUUCAAAGGCAGAAAGGCUUGUGGACUUUGCUGGCUGUGGGCAUCUCUACCCUCCUCCACCUAUCUGUGAAUAAUGAGAAGCCUAGUCAGCACAGAAGCCCGAUUCCUCCUCUGUCUCUUCUUUUUCAGGGCAUGAUUGCAUUAGAAGGUUCUUUUCUAUGCAGCUAACAAACAGGCCUGGGGUUGCUUUUGCAGUCCAACUAACCUGCAACAUUUGAACAAGUAGCAACCCAGGUCCUGUAACAAGUGCCUAUUGCUGUCUAUGCUGAAGAGAAGCAUGGACUUUAUGUGAAAGCUGAGUGAAAUCGAGGUGAGACUGGGCUUUCGCUGAAAUGCCCAAGGAUGUAGAAUAAUUGCUGCAAUAGAAUGUACUGAUAGAAAAUAUUUUAAUUAAAACAAUUUUUUUCAGC